UCCUCAGCCAAGAGCCUGCGGGUGACCAUUGGCGAGGCGUUCGAGCGGCUGCACCGGCUGCUGCGGGAGCGGCAGAAGGCGAUGCUGGAGGAGCUGGAGGCGGACACGGCGCGGACGCUGACCGACAUCGAGCAGAAGAUCCAGCGCUACAGCCAGCAGCUGCGCAAGGUGCAGGAGGGCGCCCAGAUCCUGCAGGAGCGCCUGGCCGAGGCUGACAAACACGUCUUCCUAGCCGGCGUCGCGUCCCUUUCCGAGAGGCUGAAGGGGAAGAUCCACGAGACCAACCUGACGUACGAGGAUUUCCCCACCUCCAAGUACAUGGGCCCGCUGCAGUUCACCAUCUGGAAAUCCCUAUUCCAGGACAUCCACCCUGUGCCGGCAGCGUUGACGCUGGACCCCGGCACAGCCCACCACCGCCUGAUCCUCUCGGACGACUGCACCAUCGUGGCGUACGGCAACCUGCACCCCCAGCCGCUGCAGGACUCCCCGAAACGCUUCGACGUGGAGGGGUCGGUGCUGGGGGGGGAGGCGGUUGGCGGCAACCAGUACAGCGCCUGCACCGAGCCCUGGACGCGGCUCAACGUCAAGAGCAAGCUGGAGAAGGUGGGGGUCUUCCUGGACUACGACAAGGGGCUCCUCAUCUUCUACAACGCCGAUGACAUGUCCUGGCUCUACACUUUCCGGGAGAAAUUCCCCGGCAAGCUCUGCUCUUAUUUUAGCCCCGGGCAAAGUCACGCCAACGGCAAG
Messenger RNA from Pterocles gutturalis (yellow-throated sandgrouse), 747 nucleotides. RefSeq names its product tripartite motif containing 62 (gene TRIM62). NCBI's taxonomy places the organism in Eukaryota, Metazoa, Chordata, Aves, Pterocliformes, Pteroclidae. The record is from RefSeq and is a predicted model, not a curated record. Gene Ontology annotation, molecular function: protein binding. The annotation marks the transcript as partial. Gene Ontology annotation, biological process: positive regulation of canonical NF-kappaB signal transduction; innate immune response. The transcript is spliced from 5 exons.